AGAUGAAUACAGAUGUGCAGAGAGUCAGAGGGAGACGCACAAACUGUAAAACAACCAGUAGCCACUCACACCAGGACCAAAUAACAGAGGCAGCUGUGAUUUAUUGGUGGAUGGGAGCAAACGCUGAGAUUUAAUCGGUGAGUAGAGGAAGGGGAAUAAUCCCAGCCACUGGCAAGAUUACAGGGAGAGGGGAAAAACAGAGGAGUGUGGAGGAGGAAACAAAGGAAGGAGCAGAGACAGAAGAGGAGUGACCUGAGGUGGAGAAAGAAAACCAGAGGACUGAAACAGAGCUGCUGACCUUUGCCCUGCUGAUCAACAAUGUCUGUGCAGCCGCUCACGCUGAUGAUCCUCUGCCUGACGAUCACAGAGGAUGCUUGUAUGUUCCAUAACCACUGGGGCGAGUGGAAUGACUCUCAGCUUCAGCCAACCAUUCAGAAGCUGAUGAAAGGAUACAACCGCUACCUCAGACCUAAUUUUAAUGAGGGUCCUGUCGAAAUUGGAAUGAGCCUCGAUAUCGCCAGUAUCGAUGCCAUCUCCGAAAUCAAUAUGGACUACACUGCGACCAUCUUCUUGCGUCAGCGCUGGCGUGAUUCCAGGCUGGUGUUUCCUGGAAACGAGAGCGUCAGUCUGGACGGACGUCUGGUGUCACUCCUCUGGAUCCCGGACACCUUCAUCCCAGACUCCAAGCGUUCCUUCCUGCAUGACGUCACGGUGGAAAACCGCCUCAUACGCAUCUUCAGCAAUGGGACUGUUCUAUACGCACUUCGCAUCACAGCUACGAUCGCCUGCAACAUGGACCUGACCAAGUAUCCCAUGGACAGACAGGUGUGCACUCUACAGCUGGAGAGCUGGGGCUACAACCUGCAGGACGUGGUGUUCUAUUGGACCAGAGGGAAUGAUUCAGUGAAGGGUCUCAACACGCUGCGUCUGGCUCAGUACAGCAUCGAGACCUACUAUACAUCGGUGUCGGAGGCUGUGUACGAAACAGGACAAUACCCAAAGCUGGUGCUGCAUUUUGCGCUGCGUCGAAACGUGUUGUUCUUCAUCUUGGAGACGUAUGUUCCCUCCAUAUUGCUCGUGGUUCUUUCCUGGGUCUCGUUCUGGAUCAGCCAGUCCUCUGUGCCUGCUAGAACCUGCAUUGGCGUGACUACAGUCUUAACCAUGACCACUCUGAUGAUGGGCGCCCGGACAUCUUUGCCCAACGCCAACUGCUUCAUUAAGGCUAUAGACGUGUACCUGGGCAUCUGCUUCACUUUCAUAUUUGGUGCACUGCUGGAGUAUGCCUUCGCCCACUUUUACACCAUGCAGAACCAGACCAUCGAGGAUUUACACAGAGAUCUUCUGAAGGAGUUCAUCGAGUCCAACGGAAACAGCUCCAUCCCCUUUGUCAGAUCCACCCAACCCAAGCAGUCUGUGGCGAUCAGCUCCACGGCAGAGGAGCCAACGGAGCGCUCGGAGAAUGGCGACGCCAUGAGCGACACUGGACCCAAAGAGAAGGUGUCGGGACAGGGGUGCGGCCUGUCCGCGGUGAAGGAUGCGUCUCGCAGGGCUGCAUCUGCCUUCACUGUGGAAAACCCACACAACAUUGACCGCCACGCCCGCACAGUCUUCCCCACUGCAUUCCUGUUUGUCAAUAUCCUCUAUUGGCUGUACUAUCUCUUUUUCUGAGCGCUGGUUCCAAGCUGCUACAUUUAGUCAAUGUCACCAUUGUGAAGCUGAUCUACCUCCUCAUUCGAGACCCAAUUCCAGUCACCACUGCCUGGAUCACAACUGACCAAGCAACCUUUUUGUACCAUACAUAGAAAACCUGCUUGUCCCACAGAUAGGGCUACAAAUUAAUGAAAAUCAAUGGGCUCGGGCUGAGGAACCAGCUUUAGAUUAUAAAUCAGUAUUGAAAGCAGUUUGGUGUGUGGAUGGAUGGCUACCUAGAGAUAAACAUGUAAAAGUGAGGAUUGCUGACAAAUCCAUAUAACAAAUAAGGAAGUUACCUGGCUGCCUGAACUGCGCCACACUAUACUGUGCUGCAAUGAGUUGCCUUCAUUAAGUGACUGAUGUAGAUGUGUUUUUUGCUUGUUU
Hippoglossus stenolepis (Pacific halibut) is the source of this 2076-nucleotide messenger RNA. RefSeq names its product gamma-aminobutyric acid type A receptor subunit pi. Bases 319 to 1668 code for a protein of 449 amino acids. The record is from RefSeq and is a predicted model, not a curated record. Lineage: Eukaryota; Metazoa; Chordata; Actinopteri; Pleuronectiformes; Pleuronectidae. The transcript has 10 exons. Gene Ontology annotation, cellular component: membrane; GABA-A receptor complex; synapse. Gene Ontology annotation, molecular function: GABA-A receptor activity; neurotransmitter receptor activity; extracellular ligand-gated monoatomic ion channel activity. Gene Ontology annotation, biological process: signal transduction; monoatomic ion transmembrane transport; chemical synaptic transmission.